Messenger RNA from Centropristis striata (black sea bass), 1370 nucleotides. RefSeq names its product PDZ and LIM domain protein 3-like. Gene Ontology annotation, biological process: heart development; actin cytoskeleton organization; muscle structure development. Gene Ontology annotation, molecular function: actin binding; muscle alpha-actinin binding. The record is from RefSeq and is a predicted model, not a curated record. Gene Ontology annotation, cellular component: adherens junction; filamentous actin; Z disc. The coding region runs from base 31 to 978 and encodes 315 amino acids. The transcript is spliced from 7 exons. NCBI's taxonomy places the organism in Eukaryota, Metazoa, Chordata, Actinopteri, Perciformes, Serranidae.
ACGCUGGGGGGGGGAGACACUAACGGGGACAUGCCAGUCACGGUGGUGUUGGACGGUCCGGCCCCCUGGGGGUUCCGCCUGACGGGAGGAAAGGACUUCAACCAGCCACUCUCCAUCUCCAGGAUCACUCCCGGCAGCAAGGCGGCCAUUGCCAACCUGUGUGCUGGUGAUGUCAUCCUGGCCAUCGAGGGCGUCCCGGCCACCGACAUGCUGCACUGUGAAGCCCAGAACAAGAUAAAGGAGUCGAUCUAUCAGCUCAGUCUUACUGUUGAAAGGAAUGAAUCAAGACUGUGGUCCCCACGUGUGGUGGAGGAAGGAAAAACUCACCCGUAUAAAAUGAACCUGGAAGCUCAGCAGCAGGAGUUUAAACCGAUUGGCACUGGUCAUAACCGGAAAGCUCAGCCGUUUGUGGCAGCGGCGAACCUCGACGACACUCAUCAGGUGGUCAGCGCCGCCUACAACACCCCCAUCGGCCUCUACUCCUCCGGAAACAUCCAGGACGCCAUGGAGGGACAGAUCCGAGGCCUGGUGCUGCCCAAACCUGCCAGCCCCCGGACUCUGACCAGCAUCGAGGACUCUGACGUAUACCAGAUGCUGCAGAAAGACCAGGAGGAGCCCCAGGAGCCCCGGCAGUCUGGCUCAUUCAAAGCCCUGCAGGACUUUAUUGACAGUGAUGGCACUCGUCCCAUUGUGACCAGGACAGUGAAAGCCCCCACAACCAGACCGACCCCGCCCACAGGAAACCUGCAGAAACUGCCCGUCUGCGACAAGUGUGGGAAUGGGAUUGUCGGGACGGUGGUGAAGGCGCGAGAUAAAUACCGUCACCCCGGCUGCUUCGUGUGCUCCGACUGUGACGUCAACCUCAAACAGAAGGGCUACUUCUUCGUGGAGGGGCAGCUGUACUGUGAGACUCACGCUCGCUCUAGAAUGAGACCACCGGAGGGACACGACCUCGUCACUACUUACCCCAACGCAUAGAUUAACAACACACACUCAGACACACAGACACAUGCUCCAUUGUCCUUCAGCUGCUGUGUGUGUGUGUUAUAUCUGCACUUGUUUAUCUCAUGUUGUCUGUGUGCAAUAAUAUUUCAAAAAGCUUUACUUUGUUUCUGUUUAGGAACAUUUCAGUCAGGUUAUAAGUGACUACAAAACACAGUUUCUACAACCCCGAAAUGUAAAAAAUGUUGUGACGCUGUUUAAAAUAAACACCCAAAUAAAAACAUGCAAUCAAAUUCAGAAUUCACCUAUUGGAUGGAUCAGCAUGCGAUUUAGUGAACACAUUCAUGUCCCCCUCAGAAUGACUUGUAGUAUCUUUGGUAUCAGUGGCGGUUCUAGACUAAUUUUACUGUGGGGGCCAAGGAGGGGCC